CGCCCCCUCGUCGCAGUCGACGCGGCCCGGCAGGUCAGCCUCGCGGAGACCCGGGGGCUCCGCUGUCUCAGCCCCGCAGUCUCGGUCCACCCGCGAGCUAUGGCCCAGCCCGGCGAGGAGGUUCUGCCCGGGCCCCAUACCGCGGUGCAAAUCCGCGUCGCCAUCCAGGAGGCCGAGGACGUGGAGGAGUUGGAGGAGGAGGAGGAGGAGGAGGGGGCGGAGACGCGGGGCGCAGGGGACCCGUCUCGGUAUCUUAGCCCCGGGUGGGGCAGUGCCAGCGAGGAGGAGCCGAGCCGCGGGCACAGUGGCGCCACAAGUGGGGGUGAGCAUGAGCGCGAGGACCUGGAACAGGAUUGGAAGCCCCCAGAUGAGGAGCUAAUCAAGAAACUGGUGGAUCAGAUUGAAUUCUACUUUUCUGAUGAGAACCUGGAGAAGGAUGCCUUCUUGCUGAAGCAUGUGAGGAGAAACAAGCUGGGAUAUGUGAGUGUCAAGCUGCUCACAUCCUUCAAGAAGGUGAAACACCUUACACGGGACUGGAGAACCACGGCUCAUGCCUUGAAGUAUUCAGUGAUCCUUGAGCUGAAUGAGGAUCACCGGAAGGUGAGGAGGACCACCCCUGUCCCACUCUUCCCCAAUGAGAAUCUCCCCAGCAAGAUGCUUCUGGUCUAUGAUCUCUACCUGUCCCCCAAGCUUUGGGCCCUAGCUACCCCCCAGAAGAAUGGAAGGGUGCAGGAGAAGGUGAUGGAACACCUGCUCAAGCUCUUUGGCACCUUUGGGGUCAUAACGUCCGUGCGGAUCCUCAAACCUGGGAGAGAGCUGCCCCCUGACAUCCGAAGGAUCAGCAGCCGGUACAGCCAGGUGGGGACUCAAGAGUGCGCCAUCGUGGAGUUUGAGGAGGUUGAGGCAGCCGUCAAAGCCCACCAGUACAUGAUCACGGAAUCUCAGAGUGGGGAGAACAUGAAAGCUGUCCUGAUUGGUAUGAAGCCACCCAAAAAGAAACCAUCCAAAGACAAGAACCAUGACGAGGACCCUGCUGUGAGCAUCCACCCAAACAAAUCCCUGAACAAGAGAGUCGAGGAGCUUCAAUACACGGGCGACGAGUCUUCUGCCAACAGCUCCUCCGACCCUGAGAGCAACCCCACGUCCCCCAUGGCUGGCCGGCGGCACGUGGUCCCCAACAAGCUCAGCCCUUCUGGCCACCAGAAUCUCUUUCUGAGCCCCAAUGCCUCCCCCUGCUCAAGCCCUUGGAGCAGCCCCUUGGCCCAGCGCAAAGGCGUUUCCAGAAAAUCCCCACUGGCCGAAGAACGUAGACUGAACCCUAGUGCCAGUCCCGAAAUCUUCUGCAAAUGUAUGGAUUAUUCCUCUGACAGCAGCGUCACUCCCUCUGGCAGCCCCUGGGUUCGGAGGCGCCGUCAAGCUGAGAUGGGGACACAGGAGAAAAGCCCUGGUGCAAGUCCUCUGCUCUCCCGAAAGAUGCAGACUGCAGACGGGUUACCUGUGGGAGUCCUGCGGUUGCCCAGAGGUCCUGACAACACCAGGGGGUUUCAUGGUGGACACGAGAGGAGCAGGCCCUGUGUGUAAUAAAUAUCUGCUCUUUUUAAUGUCAGGUCCAUUGAAAGCCACCUUUGUUUUCAAGGUUCUGACAAAUGCCUGGCAUGAUAUAGAAAUGGAAUUAAGUCCCCUUUGAAAGAUUUUGUAUACAUAUAGACCUCUUAAUUUAUAUAUUUGUAAUGUAUAUAAAUUGUCAGUAUACUAUGGUUUUAAGGCUGUACUCUAGUUCAGAACUCCCUUAUGUCCCAGCAUGGUCAUUGUUUUGAUGAUGCCUUACCUGUGUGGAUGGCCUUGAAGGGCUGUGGGACAGAGGUGUCUGGGAAGGUGUGACGACAGGUCUCUUCUUUGGGGCAGGGUUCUUCCCUGUGGUGACGGCACUGUCCUUGGUCGGUCACACGGGGGCUUCCUAAGAGCCCGGAGGAGCUCUGUUGUGCAACGGCAGCUAGUUAAGCUAAUAGCCUGGUGUCUUAUAGGACCAAAUGUAUGUUUCUUAUCAAGUGAAUAAAUAAUAAAACAUCCAGCUGGGAGUGCUGGCUCUCAGGUCAUAGACUGGGCUUGAUAGAAGUCUCUGCUUGUCUGACAGGGUCGUGUGUAGCCAUGUUGUGAGGCCCUGAGGAGCUCAGCGGAGAUGCAUUUCCUAAAUGCACCCCAAGGCAGCCCCAGGGCCUUUCUUAGGGCUCCUGGCAGCCUGAGAAGUCAGCAGUUUGUGCAGUACCACCUCUCUCUUCACAAGGAAUCAUACUGAGAAAAGACAUCUUGGGAUAGACCAGUGUUUCUCUAGAUAUGGGCCCAAACCAGCAGCUCUGACAGCAGCAAGAACUUCUUAGAAAUGCAAAUUCUCAGGUCUCACCCCAGGCGUACUGAAUCAGAAACUCUGGGAGACCGGCCCCACAUUUGUGCUUUAACAAGCCCUCCAGGCGAUCCUGAUGCAUGCUAGAGUUUGGGAACCACAGAUUAGAGAAAGGUGGUAGGACUUGAGGUGAGACCGAAUCCUGCAUCCUCCACUUUGUUUUGUGACCUUGGGAAAGUGAUUUACCACCUCUGAGCCUGACCCACCAUAUAUGUUAAUUUCUUUUGCUUCUUGUUUGGGUUAAUGUCCAUUAUCAUCUGUAGCAGCUUUGGUGUAGCAGAAAGAGCACUGCCCUAGAUUCCAGUGUUGGCUUAUCUGUCCACUUGCUUUCUGGGGGAUUUUAGGCAAGUCAUGUUUACUAGAAUUUGCUAAUGAUUAUCGAACAGUUACCAGAUGACAGGGACUCUGCUGGUAGAUUUCCAUGCAUUACUUCAUUUAAUCCUCCCAACAACCAAAUGAGGAAAGUUAAAUUGUCAUCUUCAUGUUACACCAGAAGAAACAGAGCCUUUAGCUGGGUAACUAAUUUGUCCCAGGAUCAAUGGCCAGGUUGGUGGAGUGGGGUUGAGCCUGGGAAUGUGACUUCAGAGCCUACACGAUUAACCACCAGAUGGUACAUAGCAGCUCUGAACCUCACCAUCUAUGUUCAAAACAGAAGCACCUUCAAAAGGAGCUCAUAUUUAUUCAGCACCCUCUGUGCUAGGCAUUUUGCUAGACACAUUAUUUCAUUUCUCCUUGUUCCGGUUUGCUAAUGCUGCUGUUUAGCAAAAUACCAGAAAUGGAUUGGCUUUUAUAAAGGGAGUUUAUUUGGUUACAC
Molecule: messenger RNA, 3215 nt
Organism: Choloepus didactylus (southern two-toed sloth)
Lineage: Eukaryota; Metazoa; Chordata; Mammalia; Pilosa; Megalonychidae
Gene: LARP6
Product: La ribonucleoprotein 6, translational regulator
Exons: 3
Coding region: 100-1581 (493 amino acids)
Biological process (GO): RNA processing
Cellular component (GO): nucleus
Molecular function (GO): mRNA binding
Source: RefSeq, a predicted model, not a curated record